CUUCUCUUUGCCAGCAUACGCUGCCUAGAUCAUUUCGUUUUUCCAUUUCCCCUUUGGAGCCUAAUUGUUCUUGUUGCGCUCGCUUAAUAUAGUAACCGGACAUAAUCGUUGACAGGUUCUUGCACACCCGCAACCUUGAAUUGCCUAGCUGGAAGCAGGCUCCUCCUACGCUCUUACUUCCUAGAUCAUUACAAUAAUAACACAGCCAACCGGCUACCUGCCGCUUUGCGGGCAUUGGCGCCACGAUUGUAGUGCGAGAGGCCAAUAAUAUAGUCCUCGCUGCUGGCAUAUUGCGUCGCCAAUUCCCACGAUGGCCUCUAAUGCCAAAAGCAACGGCGAUAACGCGCCAACCGCAGUACGCGUGUCAACGCACCUCUUGAAGCCGGGCGAGGACCCGCCGCCGGGCGUGCGCGUGUACGCAGAUGGUAUCAAGCCCGACCAAAAGCAGAACGUUUUCGUCACCAUGCUCGCCGCCGUCACCCUCUCCUUAUACGUCGGCUUCCUGAACUACUUUGUGAUCCUACUCAUCCUGUCGUUCUUCAGCCGUACGGCGCUGUAUGUCGUACUUGCCCUCCUGGGCACGCUGCUGCUGCCGUGCAAGCCCGUGCUGUGGCCCGCCUUCAACAAGCUCUGGCUGUUCAAGACCUGGCGCCACUACUUCCACUACAGCUUCCUGAUCGAGGAGCACCUGGACCCCAACAAGCGCUACAUCUUUGUCGAGUUCCCGCACGGCGCCUUCCCCAUUGCCCCCAUUGUUGCCGGCACGCUGAUGCAGACGCUGUUCCCGCACAUGAUGAUCUACAGCGUGGCGGCCUCCUCCGUCUUCUACAUCCCCUUCUGGCGCCACUUCAUCACGUGGAUUGGCUCCGUUCCCGCCACCUCCUCCAACUUCAAGCGCCUGCUGCGGAAGGGCAGUGUGGCGGUGGUGGUGGGCGGCAUCGCGGAGAUGUACAUGGGUCACCCGCAGCGCGAGCGCGUGAAGCUGGUGGGUCGCCGCGGCUUCGCCAAGAUCGCGCUGGAGGAGCAGGUGGACGGCAUCGUGUGCGUCUACUACUUUGGGCAGAGCCAGCUGCUCAGCUUCGGCCCCGCCUGCCUGGCUGGCGUGUCGCGGCGGCUGCGCACCUCGUUCGGCUAUCUGACGGGGUGGAUGGGGCUGCCGGUGCCCAAGCCGCUGCCGGUGUACAUGGUGAACGGGAAGCCCAUCCCCGUGCCCAAGAUCCCCCGCGACUCCCCCGACUUCGACAAGGAGGUGGACAAGCUGCUGUCCGCCACCAUCAAGGAGCUCGGGGAGCUGUACGACAGGCACCGGGCGGAGUACGGCUGGGCGGGCAGGCCGCUGUCCAUCGAGUAGAUCACCUGGCGUCGAGUGAGGUCUGGCUGGUAGCUGGAUGCUGGAAGCUGUUAGCUGGCAGCUGGUGAUGAAGCAACGGGUAGACGCCGGGUUUGCCGUCCCUGCCUGCACUCAUGUGGUGCAGGCAACUUGGAGAGAUGGGAAUUCAAGGAGGGAUGCAGGGACCUCUGUGGCCCUCUGUGGGCGGAAAGGCUGCGACAUGCAUGCCUUGAUGGUGGUGUGUGACGGUGGGGAAGGGCUGGGUUGCU
Messenger RNA from Astrephomene gubernaculifera, 1599 nucleotides. Lineage: Eukaryota; Viridiplantae; Chlorophyta; Chlorophyceae; Chlamydomonadales; Astrephomenaceae. The record is from the annotation of a GenBank genome assembly.